This is a messenger RNA of Iphiclides podalirius (scarce swallowtail), 867 nucleotides long. The record is from the annotation of a GenBank genome assembly. Lineage: Eukaryota; Metazoa; Arthropoda; Insecta; Lepidoptera; Papilionidae.
AUGUCUUUAGGAUAUCCAAUUGGUAGUGCUCUAAGCGGUGUUUUAUUAACAUGGAUUGGAUAUUAUGGUAUAUUCUCUUUAUCGGCUUUACUAUAUUUGUUUAGUUUAAUCUAUGGAUACUUCUACCUGGAAGACUCAAAAAAGAAGACCACUGAAUCGAAACACAAAGGAUGUGUGAGUUUUAUUUUUGAAUUUUUCGAUUUCAAACUAGUAAUGGAAACUUUUAAAGUAGCUUUUCGCAAGGGAUCUGAUAACAGAAGACUACGAGUGUGUCUGCUUCUAAUAGUCGUAUGCGUAGUAUUUGGACCAUCACAAGGUGAAUUCAGCGUAUUGUAUCUGUUUACUAGGUAUAGGUUUAAUUGGGACGAGGUCCAGUACAGUAUGUGGAUGACUUAUUGUAUUGUAACAAACUUAAUUGGAACCGUGUUUUCAAUAAGUCUGUUCAGUAAUUAUUUAAAAUUGGAUGACACACUUUUGGGAAUUAUAUCGUGUACGAGUAAAAUCAUAGCAUCAUUUGCGUACGCUUUCGCCAGGAAUAAUUUAGAAAUAUAUUUAGCUCCGCUUCUGGAAAUAUUAAACGGUACAUCUUUUAUUGCAAUGAGGUCCAUAGCCUCGAAGCUCGUUAGUGGGCAGGAAUUUGGUAAAGUCAAUUCGUUGUUUGGAUUAGCUGAAGCAAUGACACCCCUAGUCUAUGGACCUUUGUACUCCAGGACAUACAUGGCGACUCUUAACGUUUUGCCGGGAGCUGUAUUUCUGCUCGGAGCUUUACUAACUCUGCCAGCUAUCGCAAUAUUUGGAUGGCUUUAUUUCGAGCACCAAAAGGACAAACGAAUAGUGACUCAAAACUCAUUAGAUGAGGAAAAGAAU